Tyto alba (common barn owl) is the source of this 2606-nucleotide messenger RNA. RefSeq names its product tRNA methyltransferase 10A (gene TRMT10A). The record is from RefSeq and is a predicted model, not a curated record. Bases 163 to 1170 code for a protein of 335 amino acids. Gene Ontology annotation, biological process: tRNA N1-guanine methylation. Gene Ontology annotation, cellular component: nucleus; cytosol; nucleoplasm. The transcript has 8 exons. NCBI's taxonomy places the organism in Eukaryota, Metazoa, Chordata, Aves, Strigiformes, Tytonidae. Gene Ontology annotation, molecular function: tRNA binding.
UUGCUCGCCGGGAUUUGAAGUCGGGGCGGACGGGGCGGCUCGCGCACGGAAGGGGUGGGGGGGGGCGAUUCAUUCUCCUCCUCCCGUCACCCGCCCCCUCCCCACCCCUGGCCUUGCGCGUGGGGCGGCUCGUGGAAUUGGUGAAGGAAAAGCUUGCUUUUAAUGACAUACUUAUCACGUGUUGAGAAACAAGUCAGUAAACCUGGCCAAAAGCUAAUGUCGUCAGAAAAACCAAGAGAAAGUCCAGAGGUGCCAACGGAAAAUACCAUGUCCCCUGAAGUCCCUAAUGUGGAAGGAAAGGUGAAUUCAAGUGACAGUCCAGUAGAGAGACGGGAAGCAGGCUCAGACAGGGAAGAAUGCCUUGAGCCCAUGUCCAAGAGGCAAAGGAAGAAGCUAUUGAGGCAGAAACAGUGGGAAGAACAGAAAGAUCUACGGAGGCAGAAACGAAAAGAAAAACGCCAGAAAAGAAAACUAGAACGUCGGUCAAAAUUGGACUCCGGUAACGAAGGGAGUGACAGGAAGCGUAUGCGCAGGGAAGUUGUUCCUAGUACACUUCGCCUCAUUGUGGAUUGCAGCUUUGAUGACUUGAUGGUGCUAAAGGAUGUUAAGAAGCUUCACAAGCAAAUUCAGAGAUGUUAUGCAGAAAACCGCAAAGCGUUUCAUCCUGUACAGUUUUACUUGACCAGCCAUGGGGGACAGCUGAGGAGCAACAUGAACGAGAAUGACAAAGGAUGGGUGAACUGGAAGGAUAUCCAAAUUAGAACAGAGCACUAUAGUGAGCUAAUAAAGAAAGAAGACCUAGUAUAUCUUACCUCAGAUUCCCCAGAUAUUCUCAGUGAGCUUGAUGAGAAGAAAGCCUAUGUGAUUGGAGGACUGGUAGAUCACAAUCACCACAAGGGCAUUACUUACAAAAAAGCUGUAGAGCAGGGAAUUGGUCAUGCACAGCUCCCACUUGGAAACUUUGUCAAGAUGAACAGUCGGAAAGUGUUAGCUGUCAACCAUGUGUUUGAGAUCAUCCUUGCGUACCUGGAGAAGAGGGACUGGAAGGAGGCCUUUUUCAGUGUCUUGCCACAGCGGAAGGGGGCUGUUCCUUUGGGAGAAGCCAAUGAUUUGUCCAAACAUUCUCUGUCUGGAAAAGAAGAUGAAGACAAUGACUUGGACAGCAACUAGGCUUCAGGAUGAGACGAUGGGAAAGAUGAGACGCACGGUUCAUGGGAUAAAACUGGGAUAUGAAGUAGUUGCACUCCAAAGACCAUCUGCUGCCCUUGUGAUACUGAGUUGUCUCAACGCUGGGUCAUUCCAUAGUUGGCCCGGACCUGUUUCUGGACAUGAAGGGUAAAGAUAAAUGCAGUUUUUUUACCCUGAAACUUACAUAUUAAUAGCUUUUAAAGAAAAAUAAAUUAAUGGCAAAUGCAGAGUUUAUUUUGUUUCCCAAGGAAGCUGUUUAGUUUUUUUUAUAUAUAUAUUUUUUUUUAUACUUGGGUGUAUUACCCAAGAGCAUGAGUAGUUACUAUUUUAAUGUACGCAUUCUUCUCCAUUUCUGCUCUAAGUUUUCUUAAAAGCAGUGAAUGACAAAUGUUCCUGUGACCUCAGAACCUGUACCACUAGUGCCUGUUGCGAAGUGUGCAUGAGCACUCAAACAAAUACAAUUUCUAACUUUCCUGAGCAUCUCAACAGACAGUCACAAGCAACUGAGCUGCCUUUAUCAGCUGAGGCACACCGAGUUACAUAUCGUGUUUAGUUAGCUGGGGUCAGUAGAUGAAAUGUGAGUGUGAGGUUAAGCCAAUGCUUUAUAUUUAGGCCUGAGUGGGAUGGAUGUCUGUGCAUGCACAGGUCAUGUGCCUUGGUUGGCACGUGGUGCACGUUGAGUUGAGGUGACACAAUUACUUUUGAUUACUUCUUGAUCCUCUUUGCAAAAUCUUUGCAAAAUUUAUCAGUCAGCCUCAGAACAAUGCCAGGAGACUGGAACUGUUUCUUAGAAGUCACUGGUUCAGUUUCAGUGUACCUGUUUUAUCACAUGAUCCUUGUAUGUGUUGUAUUGUCUGUCAAAUAUUUUUCCUUUUAAAAAAAAAAGUGAUAGUCUCAGUCUUGGUUGGAUGUUCUGAUUCAGCUUAUUUCUAACGGACUUAAGUGCUUUUGAAAAGUACUGAAAUGUACCCAUUUUUAUUCCUCCCUCUGUUACUACUGCUUUCAAAUGGAGACUAGAAGUGGGAUCCCUACAGGUCCUUAAGGUCUGUAAAGGGUUGGCAACGAGCUGGUGAUGAAUUUAUAUGCUCGGUGCACUUCUUUCUAUACUUUGUAAACCACAGAAAAGUUAAUUCUGUUAAAAGUAUGGAUUCUGGUUUUUUGCUCAAGUAAUGUGGGUUUUUUGGUUAGGCUUUACAAAAAUAUGACUGCUUUUAUUCCAGGAAAGAUCACCUUUUUCAUAAAAGCAUUGCUGUUUUUAUUUCUAUAACAAAAAGUGCAGCAUAAGUAUACCCAACAUGUAUUAAACUGUUUCUCUGAUAGAAAUGUGCAAAGCAGUGAAAUUACAAGGAGUUACCUCUUUAUAGCUGAGGUUCUGCAUGUUAAUGCACAUAGCACCUAUUAAACCUGAUGGAAGACUC